AUGUCGUUUAAAGGCUUUAUAAGCUGUAAUAGCAAAAUAUCAAAGGUGGAUAAAGACUUUUAUGACUUAAAGAACAAAGCAGCGGAGUUUUACAGAGCAAACGGAGUGCCGGAGAAACUAGAAACUGUUUUAAAUCAGAUGUUUUUGUCGAAGCCGAAUGAUGUUUAUGGAUAUCUGGCAAACUACUUUUCUAGCCUCUCACACACACCUGUGAUCAGUGCAGUAGUGGGCAGAGAGGUGUAUGAUGCCAGGGGAGAAGCAGCAUUGCAGGUGGAGGUUUACUGCAUCGUCAGGAAUGAAGAGAAGUUAGUCUGUAAUGCAGUGGUUUCUUGUGUGGAUGGAGAUGUCACUGGGGCAUGGAAUGCGGUUGCCAAUGGUAACCAUCAAGCAUCUGUAGAGGUAGCGUUGGAGUGGAUCAGAGAUCAGCUGAGCCCCAUGAUGCAUGGAUCUAACCCCACCCACCAAAUACACCUGGACCAACAACUCAGCGAUUUCUACAUGGCUCGUUACCUUGAAGACCAAGAUCGCCGUAACAGAGAAAAGAAAGCUGAGGAAGAAGAAACAACAACAUCUGACACCAACACCGCUCAAGCACCGGAUUCAAGCAAAGGCAAGAAGGAGGCACAGAAAGGUAAGAAAGGCAGCGCAUCAGAGAAGCCGCUCCCUCCUCCUGAGAAACCGGAGCCAAUGUUGCCAGGGGCGAUGGCAGUCGGUACUCUGUCUAUGGCAGUAGCCAAAUCUGCAGCGAGCCUCACAACUACCCCCCUAUACAAACACAUCCUCACUCUUAGAGACCAUCAGGCUGGAAGAGUGUUCCUGCCCAUGCCGCUCGUGUCCGUGUUGAGCUGUGGGAAAGCGUCAGCUGGAAAGCUCAACCUGCUAGAGGAGGUUAUCCUGCUGCCUACUGUACCACACAGAACCAGAGAGAUCAUCAGGAUGUGCCGUGAUGUGCAGAGAGAGAUAAGGAGGUUAGCUACAGCGGGGAAGUCAGAGUCUGUGUCAGUGGGGCUUUCAGAAGGUGGCGCUAUUCAGCUCGGGCUGGAACGCCCAGAACAAGCUCUCGAUCUGUUAAUGGAGGCGUGCACAAACCUGGGCCUGCCGAUCGGCACGGAGCUCCGGCUGGUGAUAAACUGCGCCGCUCAUGUACUCAUGGACUAUUCCAAAGGAAAGUAUGAAGUGAUGGUAGGGACUCUGAAGUCUCCAGAUGAGCUGGUGGAAAUGUUUGUGGGUUUGAUCAGUAAAUAUCCAGCUAUCGUUGCCCUUGUUGACGCCUUCAGGAAAGAGGAUGUGGAACAGUGGCAGAAGCUGAGCUCUCGUAUUGGCCAGUCUUGUUACUUAAUUGCAGAUGCAGCUUACAGGCCCUGUACAGGCCCAGCGUUCAAGCCCCGUCCCCCAGGAGUCACAUGGGUCACGCUUAGGCACAGAAGCGAGAUGACCCUUACUGACCUAAUCCAUGCUGUCACAGAGCAAACAGAGGAGGAGACCAUUCUAGCCAUGAGCUGUGAGGAGAUUGGUGAUGACUCCAUGAUAGAUGUGGCUGUAGGUCUGGGUGUAUCCUUCAUUAAGCUGGGUGGGCUGACUGGAGGUGGGAGGAUGAACAAGUACAACCGUUUACACAGGAUAGAGCAAGAGCUGGAGGAACAGGGCAUUCUGGCAGGUAUGCGAGAGGUGAAGUUGCCGUGUGAAAGCAGGCCUGAGCAGGAGUUAACACCAACAGAACAGGCGACAUGAUAAUGGACCACAUUCCAUCUUCAUCAGCACGUCAAAAAAAAACGGGUUUUCCCUGAAACGUUCAUGAACAUCUUUAAGAACUAAUGGGUU
Molecule: messenger RNA, 1821 nt
Organism: Tachysurus vachellii
Lineage: Eukaryota; Metazoa; Chordata; Actinopteri; Siluriformes; Bagridae
Gene: eno4
Product: enolase 4
Exons: 13
Coding region: 1-1731 (576 amino acids)
Biological process (GO): glycolytic process
Cellular component (GO): phosphopyruvate hydratase complex
Molecular function (GO): magnesium ion binding; phosphopyruvate hydratase activity
Source: RefSeq, a predicted model, not a curated record